Molecule: messenger RNA, 11079 nt
Organism: Corvus hawaiiensis (hawaiian crow)
Lineage: Eukaryota; Metazoa; Chordata; Aves; Passeriformes; Corvidae
Gene: SETX
Product: senataxin
Exons: 26
Coding region: 287-8695 (2802 amino acids)
Biological process (GO): termination of RNA polymerase II transcription
Cellular component (GO): nuclear body
Molecular function (GO): transcription termination site sequence-specific DNA binding; helicase activity
Source: RefSeq, a predicted model, not a curated record
GAGAGCCGCGGCCUCAGGGCGGCAGCGGCGGUGCCGGGAGGGCCGGACCGGGCCGGCCUGUGCGGGGCGGACCGAGGGGCCUGCGGGAGCGGCGUGAGGUCUUUGAAAUACUACCGAGACUUGGUCACCAGGGGGUGGAUUGCUGAGGAUACACCUCUGCCCUCUGCACUCAGGACAUGUAUGGCUGAAGGGCUCAGCCCCUUCCCUGGCUGCAGGGCAGCGCUGUUCUCCUUCCCACCAUGUGACCUGGCACACCUGCACAGCAAAUAGCUCCUUUUUUGAAAGAAUGAGCACAUGCCGAUGGUGCACACAGAGUGGUGCUGACACCACCGAGUUCCUGAAGCACUAUGCUGCUCAAAGACUGUCCCAGGAAGAUUUUGAAGGAUCCAAUGAUGACCUCUGUUACUGCCUGGAGUGUGUGGUUGAAUACCACAAAUCGAGGGAAGAAUGUCCAAGGUUGCAUGAGGACUUGUGGGACUUGGAAACCUCCCGCCUUGUUGCCCACAUGGAGAAAUCCAUGAAUGAAGAAACAGGAGAAGAUGAUGAGUUGUUUCUGAUAGAUGAGAAUGGGGAGACACGUCUGUCUGGAUAUGUGGGCCCAAAUUUUGAGAACAACCUGCGAGUGCCCCUGCUGGAAAUACUGAAAUAUCCCUAUCUGCUGCUGCAUAAGAAAGUCAGUGAGCUGUGUGUAGAAGUGCUCUGUAGAAUGGAACUAAGCCACGACUCCUUUCAGGUCUUUGAGAAAUACCCAGGAAUCUAUCUCUUUUUGGUACACCCAAAUGAGGUGAUUCGUCGAUGGGCCAUCCUAACAGCAAGGAAUUUAGGGAAGGUUGACAGGGAUGAUUACUAUGACUUAGAGGAAGUGCUGACUUGUUUGUUCAAAGUUAUUGAGUUGGGACUUUUUGAGAAUCCAGAUAUUUACAGCUCUUCAAUGUUUGAAAAGGGUAAACUCAUCCUUCUGCCAGCUCAUUUGUAUGAUACAGCCAACUACAAGAACUAUUGGCUGGGGAUCUGCAUGUUGCUGUCAGUGCUGGAAGAACAAGCCAUGGACUCUUUGUUACUGGGCCCUGAAAAACAAAAUGAUUUCAUGCAGUCUAUACUUCACACUAUGGAGAAAGAAGCAGCUGAUGAUUCCACUGACCCCUUCUGGCCUGCCCUGCAUUGUUUCAUGGUUAUUUUGGAUCAGCUCGGAUCUAAAGUUUGGGGUCAGCUUAUUGAUCCUGUCCAAGCCUUUCAAACCAUAAUAAACAGUGUGAGCUACAACAAUGAAAUCAAAAAUAUUCGCAGUAGCUUUAGGAGGACAAAAUCUGAACCAGAGUCAGACUACGGUGAUGACAUGAUUUCUUGCAGUCAGAUUGUGUAUAAUUAUAACACAGAAAAGCCUCAAAAGGACACUGGAUGGAAGGCUGCCAUUUGCCCAGAGUACUGCCCCAACAUGUAUGAAGAUAUGCAGUCCCUGGCUAACAUGCUUCAGUCUGACAUUGGCAGAGAUAUGCGUGUCCAUCACAGCACGUUCCUCUGGUUCAUCCCCUUUGUUCAGUCCCUUAUGGAUCUCAAGGACUUGGGUGUAGCCUAUAUAGUAGAGGUCAUCCACUACCUUUGCUCAGAAAUCAAAGACAUCCUCAUCGAACGAAUCCAGCAGUGCGACAAAAUCUCUGAGUUCUUCCUCCUCAUCUUAGUGUCCAUUGUUGAGCUACACAGAAGCAAGAAGUGCCUGCAUUUGCUGUGGAUCAGCUCCCAGGAGUGGGUGGAGGCAGUGGUGAGGUGUGCUACACUUCCCAGCAGAGCCUUCACGCGGUGCAGUGAGAAGGCGCCGGCGCUGUGUGCCAAGGGCUCGGGCGCGGGGCUGUUCCAGGCCCCGAACUCGGUGCAGCACGCCUGCGUGCAGCUCAUCCGCAGCCUGCUCAAGGAGGGCUACCAGAUCGGCCAGCACGCCCUCUGCAAGCAGUACCUGGACAAACUCAACCUCCUCCUGCGGGGAAAUCGAGCUGUGGGGUGGCAGCUGAGCAGCCAGGAAACCCAGGAGUUGCAAACGUGUUUAAAGCAAGUUAUAAGAAGUAUAAACGGCAAAGCACUGAGCACCUCUUUGGCUGGAGGAAGCAGUUCAAACUCAACAGCUUUGCCAACCAUCUCGAUAAAGCACGAGAGGAAUGCAUGUGAUGAUGGAUACAAGAUGAGUGGACAUGAGAGAGAGGACCUUUAUUCACCAUUUGUCAUGUCAAAGGAAGGCAGAGAUUGUCAAGAGAACCCUUUCCAUAGGAGAAAGAAUGCCUGGGAAGAGGAAUGCAGAGAUGCAUCUAGAAGUUCAACAGCUUGCACAUCCACAGAAGGCCUCUUGAUGCGUAUUAAAAAGGAACCUGAUAACCUGACAGCUCAGGAGUGUAUCUUCCCACAGAACUCACUGGCAACAAAAGAAGGUGGGAAAGUUCAGGAAAAUAGGAACUAUGAUCUUGUGGCAGGGAAAUGCAAUGCGGAUGAUCAAUGCUUUAAUUCAAAUGCCCAGCAUUCAGAUUUCAGGAGGGGCAGAGAGUUAGAAAUCAAACACGAAGCAGAACCCAGAACGCCACCGCAUCUGUCUGCUCAAACUCAUCUUGAUUCCCUAUCUUCAAGGAAUUGCAAAAGUAUGCAGGAGACAAGUGUAAACAGUGUGUUCCAGUCCACACUGGUCCCUACUAAACAGCUAUCCAAGGAAGCAUCGCUAGAUUCCUCUAACUCUAGAAAUGAACCUGGGGUGCAGGGGAAGGAAGAUGACAGUACUUUGCUUUUAGGGCGUAAUGACGCCUCACCAAAAAAAGUAUCAACAGAAGAAAAAUCAGCUUCAUCAUUGAUGUCUUUCUUUAGGAAAAACUCUAACAUGCAAACUUCAAACCAGGAGCAGCCUAAUUUAAAAGACUUGGAUAAAUAUGACUGCAAAAAUCAAAUUUCUGAGACCUUCUGUAGGGAUAAAAUUUCAGCAUGUGGUUAUUUUCCAUUUAGCUCUGAAAACAAGAGGGAUAUGAUCAGGCCACUGUCAGUGAAGCGUGAAUCAAGUGACAGGUUGUUUGAGUUUUCGGAAUAUUUCAAGAGGGAGAACAGUUCAGUGGGGAAUAAAGAGGAGGAUUCUGUGAAGACGGUUUCUAAAGAUGAUGCUAUAUCAGACUCCCAGGUUGAUAGAGAGCUCAGUAAAUUAUCUUUAGCUGCUUAUGCCAAAAGCAUCAAUUUUUCUGUUGUGUCCAGCCAGGAAAGCUCAGCGUGCCACAAUGUGUCUGAUAUUAGAAGGAAAGUGAAAGGUACUGUAAGAUCUUCCAAUGAGGGCCAAAGUACCAGGUGUCCCUGUGGUGCAGAUGGCCCUAACAAUCAAGUCAUUGUAAUUUCAGACUCUUCUGAUGAAGAAAAAAGCGUGUCUGACAAGGAGGAAACAAAAACCAAGAAUGAAAAUGUGUGUGCAGAGCAGUCUUCAGCUUCCAGCAGCAUUUCAGAUAGUGGCACUAAAAGAGAAUCAAAGUCUCCAGGCUCUCCCAUGUUACUGGAUGAUUGUGAUUCUCAGUACUUUGAAUUUGAAACAGAAGCUGAGGUUUUUUCAGCUUGGCAAGAUACUCAAGCGUAUGCUGUGGAAACAACUCAGGAGUAUAAACAAGAUCACGUUAAACCAGCAGCUGAGAGGAGUAAUUCAGAUGAGUUCCAGAACAGUAACUUAGAUUUAUGGGGUUAUGAUCUGGAUUACUUAAGUGAUGACACCAUGGAAGAAGCAGCAAGCUCGAUAGAAAAGCAGACAGAGGAUAUUUCUCAUCAGAAAGUAGUUGAUGAUACAAAAGAAGCAACUAAUUCAACCUUGCAAGAAUCAGUUAGUAAGGAAGAUGCAAAAGGUCAGCUGGAGAAAUGUGUAGACAAAGGUACUGCUAAAGGCUUCACUCUGGACUCAAAAUUGCCUGAACCCAGAGCAUCUACAUCUCCCCGCUCCUUAGCUUCAAAGUUGGCCCUUAAGAAAAACAGCACAAGCCCACGGAAGGCCACAGCAAAAUGUAAAUCAGCACCGGCUGUUCAGAGAAGUCCUAAAAAACCUCCCGUUGUUAAAACAGCCAAAAAUAAAACACCACUUCAAAGCAUGCCAGAGCGUUCUCAGCCUGGCAGGUCAAUGCCUGCUGUGGUUCCUCCAAGAAAAGUUCGGCAGAGUCCUGCUCCAGCAUCGACUGUGGAAAAGCUGGGCCUGAAGAAGGGCCCCCGCAAGGCGUUUGACUUGUCCCAGCCCUCCCUGGAGAGCCUGGCUCUGCUGCGCAGCCACGGCAAAGCUGCAGGCAGAAUUGGAGUUGCACAGAAAAAGAGGACCCAACAGAUCGAGGCUCAGCGUUUGUCUGUGAAACAUAAUAAAAAACUGCUCAUCUGCCAAGACCUUCGCUAUUCAAGGGAGGCGAGGUCCAAAAGAAGUGCGAAAACUUCUGCAGGAAGUUUGGAGAGCAGAAACAAAGUUACCAAAGCGGGUGCAAAACCUGUGGAACAAAAGCCUCAAAGUUUUGAAUUGGCAUCUCUUAAAGAAUCUGCUGAAAACCAAAGGGAGAAAAAAAGAGAAGAGACUGCUUGUCCCUCUGCCAGCGAGAGAAAAUUGGAGAGCCUCUCUAUGGAGGAGGUGGCAAGUGCCUCUAAAAUGCCUUGUUCUUCAGACUGGAACAGAAAAUGGGAGGGUAACAGUGUGGUGGUUCCUCCUGUCCCUAUGGAUUCAAGUCUCUCUUCCACUGCACUUGGAGAUGAUAAAAAUGAGUCUUCAGGAAAAGGUUGCACUGUCCUGCCUGAGUGUGAGGUGAAAACUUCAAAGCAAAAUGGGUGUAAAUCAGAUGAAAGCAGUGACGAAGGUGAUGAUAAUCUGUUUUUAACUCAGUUAGAUCCUGUGGAUAUGGAGUUAUGCUCUCAGGAGGAAAGUGUUCAAGAUGCUGCUGUAAGUAGCAAGACCCCAGAGGAAAUGGAUGCUGAUGAAACUCUUCAGCAGAACGAACCCUCAGCUGUUAGGAAAUGUAGCUAUAAAGACUGUAUGGAAAAGGUGGAAGAACCUGGAGAAUACUGUAGUAAACACAAAGCCACCAGCCCAGGGGCAGAUCACGUGUUUGCCAAGCCUUCUCUCCUGCCACCUAAAAUAAGAAAGCCUUCCACUACCAAAAUUUUCAGCUCAGCAAGUUCUUCACGGAACGCAGCCUUCAGCAAAGAUCUUGAGGAUGUCCGAAAGUUACCCCCACCUUCAAAAAGCAAAGUGAAUGCGGCCAAACCGGUGGUAGUCAGGCCACCACUGUAUCCAAAACCUGCACCAGCAGGAAAUCCAACGUGCAAAUCUCCAAGUUUCAGUAAUGUACCUCAAGCCCUCAGUACCAAUAAUGUUCUCCAGUCACAAAAUAGACGCUAUGACAAUGCUUCGAAUAUUUCCAGAGGGCCUGGCCGAGAAACCUACUCCUCCUUUCUUGGUGCUCAGCAGCGCGAUUACAGCAUUUUUGUUAACCAAGUCCUAAAGUGGACUUACGAAAUGUUUGCAAACUUCAGCCACUUUGGAACUCCCAAGAAUCUUCUGCAGUCCGUAGUAGCCUCUGUUCCUGUCCGAUUUCAGGGCUACAAUGACUAUUUUAAUACAUUUUUCCCCUUGAUGAUGCUCAAUGCCUUUGAAACACUGGCACAAGAAUGGGUAGAAAACCAGAAAGGAAGGGAGAAAAGUUACUGCUUCUACUUACAGAACUUUUCUGCUGACAUGAAUACAGCACAUUUUACAGCUCAUUUACGAGAGAGUGAUUUGGCAAGGCAGCUUCAUCCAAAGGAGGAUGACUUAAUCCUCUUGGUGGUCCACAAGGAGAAGGACACCUUUGGGGAAGAAAGUGGGAUGGAGAACCACAAAGUGAAUCAUGUUGGCCUCGUGACACGAUUUUCUCGUCCAUCUGGCUAUGCAAAUAGACAAAAGGAGCAGCAAACUGCCUGUCAUCUUACUGUGCAAACCCGAGGCAAUCUGUCGUUCUUCAUCCAUAAGCAAGUGAAGUGUGUGGUGGUUGGCUCCCUGGUGACCACACACAGAAAGUUCAAAGGUCUUCUGCUGCUGAGCAGGAGCCCCCUGGCUAAACCCAUCAUAGAUCCAAGUUACAACGAUUUCUGUCCCAGAGAUCUGCCUGUAGCCUCAGGAAGUGCUGCUUCAUGUAUGAAUGAAUACAAUGAAGAUCAAAAGAGAGCCAUUGAGACAGCUUAUGCCAUGGUAAAGCAACACCCAGGACUUCCCAAAAUCUGCCUUAUCCAUGGACCACCUGGGACAGGGAAAUCAAAAACUAUUGUAGGACUUCUGUCCCGUGUUUUGAGAGAAAACACUAGGAAUGAGAAAACAGCUCGGGAAAAAAAUUCCAAGAUUAAGCCAAACCGUUUUCUAGUCUGUGCACCAUCAAAUGCUGCUCUUGAUGAACUCAUGAAAAAGAUCAUCAUUGCAUUUAAGGAAAAAUGCCAAAACAAACAGGAGCCUUUGGGAAAUUGUGGUGAUAUCAAAUUAGUGCGACUUGGUGCUGAAAAAUCAAUCAACAGUGAAGUCCGGGGGUUCAGCCUGGAUAAGCAAGUUGAACACAGAAUGAAACGAAAGCCAGGUGACUAUGACCAGGAUAUCCAGAAGAAGAAAGAAGCUCUGGAUCAGAAGCUGGAUAUGCUUUCUCGAGAGCGUGCCAUGCACAGAUGUGAGAAGAGAGAGAGUCAAAUGUUAAAUGAUGAAAUUGGCAGACUUGCAAAGGAGAGACAACAACUUGCUUCUCAGCUAAAGGAGGUUCGGGUGCACUCCCAGAAAGUGCAGGCAGACAUCAUCCUGGAGUCUGACAUCGUCUGCUGCACGCUGAGCACCAGCGGGGGGAGCCUGCUGGAAUCGGCCUUCUCACGGAAGGGGCUCGAUCCCUUCAGCUGUGUCAUCGUGGAUGAGGCAGGGCAGUCCUGUGAGGUGGAAACACUGAUUCCACUGAUCCAUCGCUGCAAUAAACUUGUCCUUGUUGGAGAUCCCAAACAGCUCCCUCCUACUGUCAAAUCACUAAAAGCUCAGCAGUAUGGCUACGACCAGUCCUUGAUGGCCCGUCUGCAGAGGCACCUGGAGGAGCAAGUGCAGAGGGACGUGCUCCACAGCCUGCCCGUGGUGCAGCUGACCGUGCAGUACAGGAUGCACCCGGACAUCUGCCUCUUCCCAUCCAACUACGUUUAUGGCAGGACCCUAAAGACUGCCAAGGCAGUAGAGGAGAACAGAUGUUCUUCAGAUUGGCCAUUCCAGCCAUACCUGAUUUUUGAUGUAGCUGAUGGUCGUGAGGAGCGAGACAAUGACUCUUACAGCAAUCCUCGGGAAGUGAAGCUGGUGAUGGAGCUAAUUAGAACAAUUAAAGAAAAAAGGAAGGAUCUGGGCGUUCGUCGCAUUGGAAUAAUUACCCCUUACAGUGCCCAGAAAAAGAAAAUUCAGGAACAACUAGAAAGUGUGUUUAAGAAUAACAGCCCGGGUGAAGUGGACACAGUGGAUGCGUUCCAGGGCCGGGAGAAGGAUUGCAUCAUCGUGUCCUGUGUGCGGGCAAACAGCUCUGAAGGCUCCACUGUGGCAUGUGUGCUGGCCAACAGCACCAAAGGAUCCAUUGGGUUUCUGGCAAGCCUCCAGCGGCUGAAUGUCACCAUUACCCGAGCCCGCUUCAGCCUCUUCAUCCUGGGCCGGCUGCAGACGCUCAUGGAAGAUAAAAACUGGAAUAACUUGAUUCAGGAUGCUCAGAAAAGAGGCGCCAUUAUCAGGACAACAGAAAAAAAUUAUAAGAAAGAGGCUCUGAGGAUUUUGAAGCUCAGGCCACCAGGACAGCUCCCAGCUGUCCCAGGAGGGACAAUAUCUUCUGUGGCACAGGCUGGUUCUUCCAGUGGCAAGAGGAGUGAGCCUGGAAAUUCUGGGAACAGCCCACGGGAACUUGCUGCUGGCCCUGGCCAUGCAGUGCCCCAAGGAAGCCGAGGGCCCACACAGCCUCCAGGGACUCCGUCUGCAGAUUCCAGGAGGGAAAAUGCCCCUGCACCCUCCUGGGCUUCAGCUGCAGAUUCCAGGAGGGGAAAUGUUCCUGCAUCCUCAGGGGCUGCAGCUGUAGAUUCCAGGAGGGGCAGUGCCCCUGCAUCCUCGGGGGCUGCAGCUGUAGAUUCCAGGAGGGGAAAUGUCCCUGCAUCCUCAGGGGCUGCAGCUGUAGAUUCCAGGAGGGGCAGUGCCCCUGCAUCCUCGGGGGCUGCAGCUGUAGAUUCCAGGAGGGGAAAUGUCCCUGCAUCCUCGGGGGCUGCAGCACUUGCUGCCAUUCCAGAGAAACCACGGGACCCAAGGCUGGCAAGCCUGGCCAGUCGAACUGAAGCCAAAGGGAAAGAGCAGCCCUUGAAGGACGGCCAUCCGUCAGCCCAGAGCAAUCCAGGAUCAACACCACAGCAAGGCCUGGACGUGUCCUCAGCUGCCAGGGAUCAGAUUUGCAGAACAGAAAAUGCCAAGAAGGCCCAGCAAACACCAGGACAGUGCAAUGUGUUUCCCACAGCCCCUCCCACAGCUCAGCAUGAGGGGGACCAGAGAGCAGCUGUGUCCAAAAGCAGUUCCAAAGCCCCCAGUGAAGGAGGUCAGAGCAGUAGCAGUGAGUGGAACAGAGACUCUCGUGGUUUAUCAAGGAGACCAUCCCAGGAAUCACCAGAGAACACAGAAUCAAGCUCUGCCAAGAGAAGAAAGAUCUUUCCCUGACUUUACUAUUGGCUCAUUACUGAAAAUCUAUUCCCAGAUUUCUGUCUAGCAGGGACUGUAUUUUAAAUUAUUUAGCACAGCUGGAACCCCCUUAUAUUGAUACGAGUACUAUCAGAUCUCUUUCUCAUCCUGUCCCUAAUUGUGGAGGGACUUAAUACCUGACAGAUGGUACCUUUGAGGUUUUGAAAAGAGAAGUUGGGUAGCUGCAUUGCUUGAAAGAGCAGUGGGUUUAGUCAUCUAGGAAGCUGAGGUUGUAAAUGUUUAAGGAUGUAUAUUUGUACAGUAUACAGAAUUAUUUUAAGAUAUUUGGUAGUUUCCUUGUGUAAAUGCUAAUUUCUUAGAGAUGUAAUUUUUUAUGAAGAACCAGAGUAAAGCAAAAACAAAACCCAACCCCCAAAACCCAAAAGACAGACUUCUUUUCCCUUUGCACUAAUAUGUCUAAUUUAUUUCAUAACGAAACUGAAUGUUGAAAAUGUGGUAGCGGUGGUUCUUGCUCAUGCUCCACUACUGCCUCAGGAAGGAGUGAGGCAGAUGUACAUUGGUUGAAUGGAAAGAAUUCUACUUAUUUUGUGUAUUUUAUUGCCUGUUUUUAUAGGAACUGAAGAGUUUUUGUUGUAUAUAAAUGUGCCUUGAGUUUUGCUCUUGCUGCUGCUCUAUCAGUUGGAAUCCCUUUCUUGUUGCAGUGGCAACACAAUCUGCAGAUUAAAGCCUGUGAGGUCUGUUUGGUCCCACUGUGUGAGGAGGAAUCAACAGCACUGUGAGAUCUUGGUCCAAGAUCUAGUUAACAGUUAUUGGUAAUAUCACUUGAGUUUCUUUGUAUGGAGCUUUUGGAGAUCCACAGGGAUAAAAAGAACAGGUAGUUCUUUCUAGGUGUUACUACUGGAUUAUUCCCACUGUGCUGAUGAAGAAUAUGCAGCCACUAUAAGAGGACGGCAAAAAACCAAAUUAUUUUUAAGAAAACCUUCCUCUUGUUAUAACAUUUCACAAUAAAAGUGGAAUUAUUUCUACUAAGAAUCCCUUUGGGUCACUGUGAAGUAUCACCUUUUGUUUUCUGGAGCUUGUGCGUGUCUCGGGAGGUGAAGAGCAGCAUUUCACAUGCACUGAGUUUUGUGUGGAGAUAACCUGAGUGCAGCUCUCAGGGAAUGGAGGAGCUGCAGUGUUGGUACCAGUUGGGUGCACGGAGUGGGCCGGCUUGUACCAUCUCCAGGUGUGUGACACCCUGAAGCAGUGUCCUGCUGUCCCUUGUCACUGACAUAAGCAGCGUUGUGGCAGUGGCUUUGCUGGAGCAAGCGAGCCACAGUUGAGCCACAAUCCUCAGUUCUGUUUUCUUUAUUGCAGGGAUAAUUCCAGCUUUGUCCUUUGAACCCUCUGCCAGACAGGUCUGUGUGGUCCAGUUCAGGGAGAUGCCAGUGCCUUACUGGGCAAAGCACCAGGUGCUGGUUCAGGCUGUAACUGCCAGGAAAACUCACAUCCCUAAUGCAUCCAAGCCUGAAACAAACGUGCUUUACUGGUAGGAGCUGCCUUGGAGGUGUGUGGGGAGGCUUUUAUUGCUGGCUGUGCCUGUCCAGCUCAUUGUGCUGUGCAGGACUGAAUAUUUCAAUGUAAUGGGAAGAAUCUGGGAGAUCCCUGUGAGGUGAGAUCAGCAUCUGUGCAUUGUUCAGCUUUAGUUAUUUGUUUUGUUGCAUUCUGAAUCGUUCAGUGACCCCUGACUCCUCCUGGCAGCCCUGUGUGCUCUUCUCCAGCUGGUGUGAUACUUGUGAGGCUGCUGAGUGACUCUGACCUUACCAAACUGGCCAUUUCAGUCACUCCCCAUCACAGACUCCAUACCCUGUGUGUUAUUUCCCUUUAUGUUAAUAGGAACACUUAAAAACUGUCAUCUUCCAAGCCCCUUGGCUCUCGUUGGCAGGGCUGUGCUGCCCUGCCUGCUGUUUGUACUUAGCACAUUAAGAGGCUGCUGCUCUGCAAACCCCACGGCUGUGGAAGCCAUUUGGACUGUCUUGAUGUAAAUAAAGUGAAGCUGGCAACAAAAUUAAUGAGGAAAUGCUUUUCUGGUUAUGAAAUGCAAUUUAGUCACAAGAAUGUUUCUGUGAAACUUGUAGUUCUCUUUCUCCUUACUCUGCAUUUCAGAACAUAUUCUGAGAGCAGUACUUGCCACGUGCUGGAAGGAAUUUUGUUUUAACAUCUCAUUUUUGUUGUACUCUAUAAUGCCUGUAUUUUUCCAUAAAUCAUCUUGGAGGUGUGUUCAGUGGCUCAGACCUUUUUGCUGGUUUAAUACUAGAUUUAUCUGACUUACAUUGUCAGUCUUCAGCAGUGGAUUAUUGCUGCCAUAUCAGUCUGUAUCAUUAGUCCUGUAUUUGUCAAUAAAAAAUGCUUGGGUUAUUGCA